CUUGCUGUGUAUUUCUCAAAAUCAUUCAUUCUUUUUCUUUUUAAGUCAUCGUUUGAAGUUACAAAGUAUCUCACUAUGGGUAUCAAAAUGAGUCCGAUUAUUCAAGGUACUAGAAUCUUGAGGAGGUUUUCAAAUUCCGGAGGUGUUCCAAAAGGUCAUUGUGCAGUAUAUGUAGGAGAGAGCCAGAAGAAGAGAUUCGUCGUGCCAAUAUCUUACUUGAGCCAACCUUUAUUUCAAGACUUGUUAACUCAAGCUGAAGAACAGUUUGGCUUCGAUCAUCAGAUGGGUGGUCUCACAAUACCUUGCAAAGAGGACGUGUUUGUUGAUCUCACAUCCCGCUUAAGACGAUGAAUUGUAUCAAAGUGCAAAUUCAAAUUUUGCACAUGAAAUUUUGUGAAGUAGUAGUAGGACUUGGAUAUUAGAAAGAGUAAAAUCCACUGUAUAGUUCAGAAACACAAGAAACUAGAAAAAAUCUUCAAUGAUAAAUUUAUGAAUAGCAAAAGUGCUGGUUCUAAUAAUCACUAUUUUGGUAGUAUCUGCUAAAACAAUUCUGUUAUUCAUUUAUGAUAUUUCUUCUAAGCAAAUUAAUUAAGCCCCUGCAUGCAACAGUUGCACUGUGUGGCACAAACUAGCACAUCGAAGAAAGU
Solanum tuberosum (potato) is the source of this 647-nucleotide messenger RNA. Its product is annotated as auxin-responsive protein SAUR21-like. The transcript has a single exon. The record is from RefSeq and is a predicted model, not a curated record. The coding region runs from base 76 to 351 and encodes 91 amino acids. NCBI's taxonomy places the organism in Eukaryota, Viridiplantae, Streptophyta, Magnoliopsida, Solanales, Solanaceae. Gene Ontology annotation, biological process: response to auxin.